AUGUCUACAUGGUGGUGUGUGGCAGAGGAGGCGGCCUUUAAGGCUGUAAAAAGCCACAUGGCUAAUUCAAAUGGUCUUCAAACUCUUAUUGUGUUUGAGUCUCGCCAGUAUUUAAGCGAUAGGGAAGAACCAAAGAGUCAAUUUCAAAGAGAGAAUAUGAUCUGGUCGUAUUUAGGGUACACCAUUUGGGGGUGA
Molecule: messenger RNA, 195 nt
Organism: Plasmopara halstedii
Lineage: Eukaryota; Oomycota; Peronosporomycetes; Peronosporales; Peronosporaceae
Exons: 2
Coding region: 1-195 (64 amino acids)
Source: RefSeq, a predicted model, not a curated record